Bombina bombina (fire-bellied toad) is the source of this 742-nucleotide messenger RNA. It is a transcript of the gene MPZL3, whose product is annotated as myelin protein zero like 3. Gene Ontology annotation, cellular component: membrane. The record is from RefSeq and is a predicted model, not a curated record. NCBI's taxonomy places the organism in Eukaryota, Metazoa, Chordata, Amphibia, Anura, Bombinatoridae.
ACCUGGAAGACUGGGCAGCGAGACCCUGCGGCCCAGGAUGGGCUUAUUAUCCCCGGUAUCUGCGGCCUGGACCUCGAUAACGCUCACCCUUAUACUGAGCCUGCCUGCUGUGCUUUCCAUGGAUGUCCGUGUAGAAUCUGCUGUUUAUGGUGUAGUUGGCGAGUCAGUGAAGCUGUGGUGUGGCUUUACAUCACCUUACACCAUCUCAAAACAUAUCACUAUAGACUGGAGCUACCGUUCACAGGAUGGGGGUCCCACUGUCACAAUCUUUCACUACCAGUCUGUGGCAUACCCUAGUAUGGAUGGGUCCUUUAAGGAUCGAGUUACUUGGGAAGGAGAUGUGGAACGUGGUGAUGCCUCCAUCUCACUGACAGACCUGAGACUUAGUGAUAAUGGGACACUGACAUGUACUGUGAGGAAUCCUCCAGAUGUCCAUGGGAACUUUCCACAAACUAAGCUGACUGUCACCGUGCAAAGAAUCCACUUCAAGUUCAAUACAGUCCUUCUGCUCUCUUGUUUUGUCUUCAUCCCCUCUGUUCUCGUGUCCCUGGUACUGCUGUUUAGGAUGAGGAGGGCAAUUCGGAAGGACUAUAUCAAGAGCAAAAAGAGGCCUAAGAAAUGCUCCAUUGAGGCAUCCCAUGAUUGCGUCUAUGAUAACCAGAGUACGAAUUCUCUCCUGCACGAUGAAUCGCCCUUGUAUCCUCCUCGCAGUUGCAUACAGCGUUUCUGCCUGGAGUGCGCC